AGGACAUACAGUGCGAAAAGGAGGAUUGAGGACAUACAGUGCGAGAAGGAUAAGAAGUUGAAUGAUUCGUUUGUUGUCACCAUGCUGGAUGUGAUUUUCCAUGCUGGGGCUGUGCCUUUUGGAUACGUCUGUGAGCGCACGAUGGAAAGCGAACAUUUGGAGGACUGCAUGGCUCAGCGGUUGUUGCCACAGGAGCCGAAGCAGCCAUGCGAUCGAGAGAGAAAUGAAUCAAAACAAAGUACAUAUUGCAUCUCGAGAAGUACCACAACCGCACAAAACUACGGAUCUCUUCGUGGUCUUCAAGGGCCCUUCAGGGAGGAAAACGAGAGAACCAAUAACACAGAAGAUGAAAUGAAGAGCAGAGGAAACGUCGAGAAAUUGGUGGAGGAAAAUAAUCAGCUGUGGCGUGAAGUGGGUCGUGAUCUUCGCCAUAUUGCUGACACGUUCACCGUCAGCAACAGUAAGACCGACCGGAGCAAAGGAAGUCAAUCAGGACCAACGUCUCCUGCGCUAGUAUCUGUGACAGCCACGAGAUGCCUGACUGCAUCUCUCUUGGCCCUAGCCUGUUGGAAAGUCAUCUCCAGUCUGCGCUGAAACUGACACUUGAAAAAAACUCGUGUGUUUGAGUUGAUAUAUACGCUCUCUCAUAUCGAGAGAGAGAGAGAGAGAGAGAGAGAGAGAGAGAGAGAGAGAGAGAGAGAGAGAGAGAGAGAGAGAGAGAGAGAGAGAGAGAGAGAGGACGCUUCCCGUCUUCUGUUAAUGUGAGCGACACCUCGGCGGCAAAAAGAGAAUUUCGUUAUCACUUUUUGAUUGUCAAUGUGCUACCGAAUUUCCACGAACAUUUGAAAUUGGAAUGUUUGAUAGCAGUGCUGAUGUCAUUAGCUAUAAUGUUACCUUAAAACCAAUUUUUUUUCUACGCAUAAGGCAACAUUUAUAUAUAUAAAAAAGACAAUGGUGUGUGUAUUCAGUGAGUCCAACCUGGAUUCACUUUAACGUGAUAUGUACGUAACACAUUUUAUUUUUACCUUCUGCCGUUAAAAGUAAUCGUUGUCUGUAAUGUGCACUCGACAAUUGGAGAAAAUGAAAGGACUGAACAAAACCCAGUGCUAUUUUGAAAUGAACGCAUUUGAUAUAAGCUGUGGUGAUGCUUGCAUGAGUCACUGGUCAUCUCUGAUAAACAUCUACAUAUGUGAACUGAUUAUAGAUGGAAGAAUGCUGUCUCUUGGUUGUUGAUAUUCACACACACACUUAUAUAUACACACAUACAUGUGUCUAUAUAAAGCAUA
This is a messenger RNA of Penaeus chinensis, 1286 nucleotides long. RefSeq lists its product as uncharacterized. Lineage: Eukaryota; Metazoa; Arthropoda; Malacostraca; Decapoda; Penaeidae. The record is from RefSeq and is a predicted model, not a curated record. Bases 82 to 594 code for a protein of 170 amino acids. The transcript is spliced from 3 exons.